AGUUACUAUUUUUGGGUAACCUCUCAAGGGCCUUGGAAUCUGGAAAAACACCGACUAGACGAUGAUCAGAUCGGCCGGGGUAAUCAACCCCCAGAGGAGCAUGUCCAACGAUAAGAGGCUCUGAAGUCACCGGGACCCGAUAAAUUCGUAGAGAAUCGACUCAGAUACACUGGAACUGGAAAUUCUCAUUAGUAUUAAUAAACAAAUGUUGGUGCAAUCUCCGCCAGCGAUUGCCGAAUCAGACAAUGAGCUGAUAAAUCCCCCCGCCCAGUGGAAGGCAUAAAAAGCGAAGCAUCUCACAGUCAGCACCGCAUUCGACGGAUUCUAAGCAUAAAACCACCUCCAGCGGAAAUGGAGAAGAAGUAUAUAAUAGUGUACGUCCUAUGGACCAUCUCAGCAUCGGUGAUUGCCGAUUCGGAUAUUGCGGCUCUGUGCAAGACGGCAAAGACCUGGACAUUCCUACCCAACAGGCAGCACUGUCAAAAGUUCUACCUAUGCACUGGAGCAGAUGAGGAACCCUUUCAGGAGUACAGUUGCCCCACAGGCCAUUAUUUUAGCGAGAAACUGAAGAUCUGUGUGCGGGGAGCUUGCUCCGAUGAGAGCAUUGAGUGCGAGAUUGAGAACAGCGUGGCCCGAAAACGGGAUGACUGCUCGAAGUACUUGACUUGCAUGGAGGGAGGGGCCCAUGCCGUGUCCAGCUGCCCGUCUGGAACGUACUUCGAUCCCGGCAGAAGAGCCUGCCUGCCAGUGGCCGUAAACUCGGCACAUCAGUGUAGCUGCGUGCUCCCGGAAAACGCCACCUUGUCCAAUCCCAACGAUUGCGAGACCUAUUUCCGGUGUCACGAUGGAGAGGCUGUGCUGGUUCAGUGCCCACCUGGAGAAUAUUUUGCAGUGAGCGCCAACACCUGCCUUCCGGAUCUCACUGGCAUUUGCCUUGAGAAGCCAACUCUGCCUCCGGGUUUAUCGGAACACGCCCAGGCCCUAGACGAGUGUACCCGUACUGGAAGUCAAUUGGCGCCGCAUAGCCGCAACUGCCAGAGGUACUUUAUUUGUGCCAGGAAAAGGGUCCUGGAAAUGCGGUGUCCCAGGGGACAGUACUUCGAUGUGGUGCACAAAUACUGCAACCUAGAUUCGAGAAGUGAAUGCCAGGAAGUUGAAGCUGAGAAGGAAAUAGUGGCGAACAGCAAAGCCCAAAAAGAGAUCCAGAAGGUGAAGCAGAAGCCAAGGCCGAAGGAGACUCAGAAGCAGGUGGACAAGAAAGAGCCACAAGGGGAUGGUCCCGAGAUGGAGGUUUCUGCGAAGCAACCAGAGCAGGAGACUGUCAGCAGCUACGACAAGUUCUCCUCCAAGUUUAUAACAUUUAUCAGAGGUUAACUUAAAGUUUAUCAUUAAAGUAUCUUAAUUACUUUUUAAAAAUAAAUAUUUAAUCGAACAUUUGGAAAAUAUUCAAGUUUCGAAUUGGAGAGACCA
Molecule: messenger RNA, 1470 nt
Organism: Drosophila ananassae
Lineage: Eukaryota; Metazoa; Arthropoda; Insecta; Diptera; Drosophilidae
Product: peritrophin-48
Exons: 2
Coding region: 352-1374 (340 amino acids)
Cellular component (GO): extracellular region
Molecular function (GO): chitin binding
Source: RefSeq, a predicted model, not a curated record